UUCAGUCAGUCAAUUCAAGAUGCGCGCCUCCUUCGCCCUCGCUGCUCUCGCUGGCACCCUCGCGUCCGCAAAGGACAUCGUCAUCACCGUCGGCGGCAACACGACCACCAACGCCUCGCUCGUCUUCCAGCCCCAGGAAGUCCACGCCACCCUCGGUGACACGGUCAUCUUCAACUUUACCCAGGGCAACCACACUGCGACCCAGUCGACGUUCGCCUCGCCCUGCAUCCCCGCGCAUGAGACGAACAUCACCAUCAACGGCUUCGACUCGUCUUUCCGUGAUGCCGGCAACGGGACCGCCAUCACCAUCCUGUCCGUCCCUAUCCUCCCGGAGAACGUCAACACCACUAUGUGGUUCUACGACGCCGCCCUCUGCGGCAAGGGCGGUGUAGGUGUCAUCAACGCCAACGACUCGUCGCUCGAAACCCUCGCCGGAUUCGAGCGCAACGCCGUCCGUCUGAACGGUACCGGCGCCUCCAGCACCGUCUCCUCGCACUCGGCUACCGCGACCUCUCCGUCGUCUUCCGCUUCGGCCUCCGCGACCCAGACAUCCUCUUCCGGUGCCGAGCGCGCGCUCACCCUCGGCGGCCUGGCCGUCGUCCCACUGCUCCUCGGCGCUCUCGCCACCCUCUAAAGGGGGUAUGGACGAUUAGACGUUAUCAGUGGAUGACGAUUUUUGGUGCUUGGCGUUCCGUACUUUGGCCCUUGCGCGGGAUAUCGAACCCGAGUAUAUAUACCAUAUACCUGGUGGCGCCGUCCCCGCCGCCACCUAUCACGAGUAUGAGCAUCGCGCUCCGAGCCUCCCCGUUGUUCUCUGUGUAUGUGUGCUUGUGUUCCUGCCGUAUUCUGUGUUUAGUACUCUCGUGUGUUGCUGUUGAUAGUUGCUGCUGUUGUUCUUGCCCUAUAAUUCACGACGUUGUGUUUGCU
This is a messenger RNA of Punctularia strigosozonata HHB-11173 SS5, 927 nucleotides long. RefSeq lists its product as uncharacterized. NCBI's taxonomy places the organism in Eukaryota, Fungi, Basidiomycota, Agaricomycetes, Corticiales, Punctulariaceae. The transcript is spliced from 4 exons. The record is from RefSeq and is a predicted model, not a curated record. The coding region runs from base 20 to 634 and encodes 204 amino acids.